GCUCGGUAUCAUGACAGCCGAGGACAAGCGGGCAUCAGCAGCGCGCGAGAGAAAGAGCGGGAGGAGAGAGAAGACAGUGACUGCAGUUGCAUGCUCUCUCUCGACGUUGGAUGGAUGUUGUUGUAAGAGCAUCUGCAACUGGGAAAAAAGGAGUGGGGAAGAGGAGGUAUACACUAACUCACCGAGGAAAGAUCUAUGCUUGGAUUUCGGCUCUUUUUUCUUCGCCAAUGCAAAAGGAAAUAUGCAGCGAAGCUUCACCCUCCUGUACACCAGUUUUCUGGGGAUGUGCUUGGGUUCAAGUUUUCCAAGUAACAUCAAUAUAGGGGGACUAUUCCCAACCGAAUCUCACGAAUAUGAGGUGUUUCGGUUCGCGCUCUCGCACCACCAGGAUAUCCCCAAACUGGUGCCGCAGGUGGAUAUGGUCAAGAUGGGCAACAGCUUCUCCAUGACAUAUGCCUUCUGUUCCCAGUUCUCUAAAGGUGUCUAUGCCAUCAUUGGCCUCUACGACAGGAAGACGGUCAACAUGCUGAUGUCGUUCUGCGGGGCGCUGCACGUGUGUUUCGUCACGCCUUCCUUCCCCAUCGAGACGGCCAACCAGUUUGUGAUCCAGCUGAGACCCGAGCUACAGGACACUCUGGUGGGGGUCAUAGACCACUACGGAUGGACCAAGUUCGUCUACAUGUACAGCUCAGAUUCUGGCCUGUCGGUCCUGCAGAAGGUCCUGGACACAGCUGCUGAGAGGAGCUGGCUGGUGACGUCUGUCAACGUGGAGACCAUGACGGAGGCCUCAUUCCUCAAGGUGUUCCAAGACCUGGACAAGAGGAAGGAGGGACAGAUCAUCAUCGACUGUGAGACCGAAAGACUCACCUCAAUCCUAAAAAAGAUCGUUGAACAAGGGAAGAAUGCUAAGAGUUACCACUACAUCCUGGCCAACCUGGGUUUUCUGGACAUUGAUCUAACAGACCUGAGGAAAGGCGGGGCCAACAUCACAGGCUUCCAGCUGGUCAACUACACAGAGCAGAACGUCAGCCGUACCAUUCAGCAGUGGAUGGAGUUCGAAAACAAAGACGCCAAGUUCCCCAAGAGACGCCUGAAGUACACCGGAGCGUUGACAUAUGAUGGGGUGAAGGUGAUGUCUACAGCGUUCCAGAACCUUCGGAAACAGAGGAUAGACAUCUCUCGCCGUGGCAACGCAGGCGAAUGCCUCGCCAACCCACCGGCACCCUGGGGCCAAGGCAUAGAUAUACAGAGAGCCCUGCAACAGGUGCGUAUCCAUGGCCUGACAGGUCACAUCCAGUUCAAUGAAAAAGGACGCAGGACCAACUUCACCGUCAGUGUCAUGGAGCUAGCCCCCUCUGGACCUAAGAAGGUGGGCUACUGGAACGAGGACGAGAAGUACGUGAGCACAGCCACCUUCAUGAGAGGAAGCAACGACAGCAGCUAUGGCCUACAGAACAGGACCUACAUAGUUACCACCAUCCUGGAAUCCCCAUACGUGAUGCUGAAGAAGAACCAUGAUCAGCUGUCAGGGAACGAUAAGUACGAGGGUUACAUCGUGGAGCUAGCGGCUGAGAUCGCCAAGCACGUUGGAUACCACUAUAAACUGAAGGUGGUCACAGAUGGGAAGUAUGGAGCCAGAGACUCCGAGACCAAGAUGUGGAACGGCAUGGUUGGAGAGCUGGUGUACGGGAAAGCAGACGUGGCGGUAGCCCCGCUGACCAUCACCCUGGUCCGAGAAGAGGUGAUCGACUUCUCCAAGCCCUUCAUGUCUCUGGGCAUCUCCAUCAUGAUCAAGAAGCCCACCAAGUCUAAACCAGGUGUCUUCUCCUUCCUGGACCCGCUGGCCUAUGAGAUCUGGAUGUGUAUCGUGUUUGCCUACAUCGGUGUGAGCGUGGUCCUGUUCCUGGUGAGCCGCUUCAGCCCCUAUGAGUGGCACGCAGAGGACUAUGAGGAGGGGGCCGACCCCCAGACCCCUACCCAGCCGACGGGGCCCGGUUGUGCUGGGCUACAGUCGGGGCAGAGCCCUGGUCAGCAAGGCCAGAACCAGCAGAAUCAGGAACAGACCAACGAGUUUGGCAUCUUCAACUCUCUCUGGUUCUCCCUGGGAGCCUUCAUGCAGCAGGGAUGUGACAUCUCACCCAGGUCUCUGUCAGGGCGGAUAGUGGGUGGCGUGUGGUGGUUCUUCACUCUCAUCAUCAUCUCGUCCUACACGGCCAACCUAGCUGCUUUCCUCACAGUGGAGAGGAUGGUGUCCCCCAUAGAGAGUGCUGAGGACCUGGCUAAACAGACUGAGAUCGCCUACGGAACCCUGGAUGCUGGCUCCACCAAAGAGUUCUUCAGGCGGUCUAAGAUCGCGGUGUUUGAGAAGAUGUGGUCGUACAUGAAGUCGGCCGACCCCUCAGUAUUCGUGAAGACCACAGACGAGGGAGUGAUGAGGGUCAGGAAGUCUAAAGGGAAGUAUGCCUACCUGUUAGAGUCCACCAUGAACGAGUACAUCGAGCAGAGGAAACCCUGUGACACCAUGAAGGUCGGGGGGAACCUGGACUCUAAAGGAUAUGGUAUCGCCACGCCCAAGGGCUCACCCCUCAGGAUCCCGGUAAACCUAGCCGUGUUGAAGCUCAAUGAGCAGGCCGUCUUAGACAAACUAAAGAACAAAUGGUGGUACGAUAAAGGAGAGUGUGGCAGCAACGACUCCGGACGCAAGGAUAAGACGAGUGCGUUGAGCCUGAGCAACGUUGCCGGAGUGUUCUACAUUCUGAUUGGAGGACUGGGCCUGGCCAUGCUGGUGGCGUUGGUGGAGUUCUGCUACAAGUCCCGAACCGAGUCUCAGAGAAUGAAGCAGAACAUCAACGACGCCAUGCACUGCUCCACCAGAAUGAGUGGGAACGGGAACGGGAACGGGGGAGGAGGAGGAAUAGGAGGAGCAGGAGGAGGAGAGAACGGACGCAUCCUAACUCACGACUUCCCUAAAACAGUCCAGACUCUCCCCUGCAUGAGCCACAACGCCAGCAUGGGGCUCAGCGCCUCCGGCAUGUAAUCACAUGACCUGGCACAAGGGGCUGAGCAGUAGACUGACUCAUAGACCUUACAAAGAUGGCCACAUUACUGGCGACAUUGACCUUAUGAACAUGGCCGUCUUUCUGACACGUUGUUUAUGUGGUGGCUGCGUGAUGUGUGUCCGAGACAGACUUCAAUACUGCUGCCAAAUGCAUUCUGAAAUCACUCAUUACGAACAGGGGAAACAUGUAGAUGGAGUAUAAAAAUGAAAACAAAAGAAGAUGAGGAACAUGUUGCUACAAAAAGGAGCCAUUGUUGGGCCGAGAUGUUUUUUUUUAUUUAUUCAGAUUUUUUCAAACAAGGUGUUCAUUUCUGUGUAAAAAAUAAAGAACUAUCCCAUAAAGGCCACCCGAACUGCCCUGAGCUGACCUCCUCUGCCCUACCUUUGGCUGUCUUUCUCUGCCCUGCCCUGAAUUUCUCUGCCCUGCCCUGGACUGACUCGCUCUGCCCUGCCCCGAGCUAACCUUCUCUGCCCUGGGUUGACCUACUCUGCCCUGCCCUGAGAUGACUUUCUUUGCCCUGCCUUGACCUGACCUGACUUUCUCUGCCCUGGGCUGACCUUCUCUGCCCUGGGAUGACCUUCUCUGCCCUGGGAUGACCUUCUCUGCCCUGGGCUGACCUUCUCUGCCCUGCCCUGAGCUGUGGCCGUUCUAUUGACUACUGUCAGUCUGUCUGUCUGUCUGUAAUAUCUCAGUUCGCCACCUACUCUCUCUGACCAUUUACUUAGUGAAGACGGAUCACAAAAUGGGAUUUGUUUUUGUCUUUGCAGAGUUAAAAGACAAUAAUGAUAAUAACACUGAUUGACUAUUAAGAUGAUUUAAUAUGUGUGUGUCUCUGGUUUCUCUCUUGUGUGUUUUUGGACACAGUUACACACGCUAUGUUGGAAAGGCAUCAUGAACAGGAACACAAGCAUUUCAAGCACCAAUGCAGUAUUAUAAUACAGACAUUAAUAAUCAUGCACAGAGCUCAGUCAUUCCUUGCCUCCCUGAACCAUCUGCUGACAGUCAUUCCUACAGAGAUUGAUCCCUGAAAUGGUUUUGAUUUAAUUUGUCCUGAUCGCACAGGAGAAAGAUGUUUAAAUUGAUGCUUAACUAGCUGUGUUGUGUUCUCCUCAACAAACAUGCUUUGCUGCUACACCUCACUGAACACACCAUACCACUAAACACACCAUACCACUGAACCCACCAUACCACUAAACCCACCAUACCACUGAACCCACCAUACCACUAAACCCACCAUACCACUGAACACACCAUGCCACUGAACACACCAUACCACUAAACCCACCAUAACACUGAACCCACCAUACCACUGAACCCACCAUACCACUGAACCCACCAUACCACUGAACCCACCAUACCACUGAACCCACCAUACCACUGAACCCACCAUACCACUGAACACACCAUACCACUGAACACAUCAUACCACUAAACCCACCAUACCACUGAACCAACCAUACCUCUGAACACACCAUACCACUGAACCCACCAUACCACUGAACACACCAUACCACUGAACCCACCAUACCACUGAACACACCAUGCCACUGAACACACACACGCACACAUACACUGUCGCUUCAUCAAACUCCCCAGAAUGAUUGCUGUGGCUAGAUUUGGAAGAGAGGAAGUAUUGACUGACAUGGUCAGAACUUGACAAAGUACCACAGAUUAACACCAUUGAUUUCUUCAGUGGCUCUGCUGCAUUAUUUUGUAGAGAGAGAGUAGCCAUUUUGGAACACGGCCUAGCUGACAGAGGAAGGGGGCAUGACUUACACACAGAAUUUGAUUUACAUGUUCACAGUCAAUCAGCCGUUGGCAAUCGUUAAUGGAGACCAUGGAAACGGUGGCUACCACCACAGCAACUCAUCUUGUUUCUCUCUCUCUCUCAGUAGUUUGUGAUUUUAUGACGGAGGUUGUUCAGUAUCGUUUGAUGUUUAGGUCAUUGUACGUGUUGCUGUGGCCUAUAGGGCUGGCAGCAGAGAGAACCCUCGUUAGGAUACUGGAAUCAGAGUCAGAGACAGCCUGCCUACAGCUACAAAGGGAACAUUUGCUCGCUACACUCUCCAGCUCUGCUCUGGCUCUGUUUGUGGGUCUCUGCCAUAAAGAGAGUGUUCAAGACUGACGCAACUGCGUCAGGCUGUUUUUCUGCCAUAGCCAGGGUGUAGGAUCCAGUGCUAAACGUGGAACAACCUUAAACUCUUGAACAUGUUUGACAGUGAAGACAGAUACUGGGCAGAGAUAGACUCCUUACAUCAAAUAUACUGUAUCUCAUCUCUCCAUCCACUAUGUAUAUAACAGGGUUGAUUCUCCUGCAGUGAAACUUGUUCUUUCCUUCUCUGACCCAAUCAGCCUCUCUGUACCUGACUGAUGCUUCUCUUCUUAUCCUUUCUAUCUUCCUUUCUUUCUUCUCCUUUCUUUCUUUGGAGUUGUAUUGACGAAGGCGCAGCACAACGCGAGUCCUUGGCGGAUGGUUUGUCUCAGAGAAGGAGAGGUUUUCUAUGCCCUAACAGAUUUUUAAAAAGACAUUCAAUGUUUGUAUCGUAUGGAGAGUUUGAGAGCUGCAAAAAACUUUGAAAAAGUGUAGGAAAAACAGAUGUUGAAUAGUGGGUAGACAAUAAUGUUUUAAGUUUGACUUUUAAUUGGUUGUCAAUAUUAUUUUGAUUUAAUUGACAUUUGAAUAAAAGGGAUGUUCAGUUGGUGUUUUCAAGACUGAACACCAUUUGACUUUUCUUCUUAAUUUGUUAUUUUUUUCAAAGUAUUUUAAUACCAGGAUAUAAAGUGAUUAUUUAGUUUGUUCACCUGAAAACCUCACAGUACAGUUGUUUUUCUAUACAUCACUACUGAAAGAUGUUGCUGAAUAAAACAUGUAUAAAAUACAUGGAGAUCAUUCAUGAAUUUAAAAAAAGACGGAAAUAAACUUUUGAGAAAUAAACGUUUUCUAACCAAAGUGUCUCUGAAGAAAGUCAUCAUGCUUUUUGUAACAGAAUAAAGGAAUAAACUAUGUGAA
Salvelinus fontinalis (brook trout) is the source of this 6069-nucleotide messenger RNA. Its product is annotated as glutamate receptor 1-like. The coding region runs from base 11 to 3037 and encodes 1008 amino acids. The transcript is spliced from 16 exons. Gene Ontology annotation, molecular function: transmitter-gated monoatomic ion channel activity involved in regulation of postsynaptic membrane potential; AMPA glutamate receptor activity. Gene Ontology annotation, biological process: modulation of chemical synaptic transmission; synaptic transmission, glutamatergic. Gene Ontology annotation, cellular component: AMPA glutamate receptor complex; postsynaptic membrane; dendritic spine. The record is from RefSeq and is a predicted model, not a curated record. NCBI's taxonomy places the organism in Eukaryota, Metazoa, Chordata, Actinopteri, Salmoniformes, Salmonidae.